Messenger RNA from Phialemonium atrogriseum, 2880 nucleotides. RefSeq lists its product as uncharacterized. NCBI's taxonomy places the organism in Eukaryota, Fungi, Ascomycota, Sordariomycetes, Cephalothecales, Cephalothecaceae. The transcript has 6 exons. Bases 1 to 2880 code for a protein of 959 amino acids. The record is from RefSeq and is a predicted model, not a curated record.
AUGUCUCUGUCAACAUGGCUCCAAGGCGUCUUCCCCAGCUCGGGGCUCGACGUUCUCGCUGGGUUCGCCGAGCCACCCAUGUCGGCAAAGCCGAAGCUGCGGUGGUGGUGGCCGCACGGCGCGGUCGAGGUUGACGAGAUCAAGGCGGAGGUCGACCAGAUGUACCAGGCCGGAUUCGGUGGCGCCGAGAUCAACGACGUCCACCGCGGCGUCAAGGUUGCCAUUGACCCGGUCGGCCACGGAUGGGCAACGGAACCGUGGAUUGAGGCCGUCCAGGCUGCCAGCGACCACUCGCUGCCCUUGGGCUUCCAGAUCGACUUCGCGCUAGGGCCCUCGUACCCUGCGGCCGUGCCGACUCUGACGCCCGACGAUGUGGGUGCCGAAAAGGAGGUUGUGGGCGGACAGGUGGUAGUGACGAACGGGGCCACCUACAGCGGUCCGAUCCCUCAACCAGCCAAGGCUGCCGGGAAUCGAGUGAACAACAAAACCCUCCUCGCCGUGCACGCCUGGAGGAUGAAUGCCGCGAGUACGCCCACCGCCGUCCCCGUGGUGUUGGACCUGGACACCAGGGUGGAUCUGACGAGUGAGGUCGAAAAUGGGAACGUCACCUUUACUCCGCCGGACAAGGGCACAUGGCUCAUCAUCUCAUACCACAUGCGAGGUACCGGACAAGUCGCUGAGGCGGGACCCCAUAACGCCGAGGACGGCGCCGUCAUCGACCAUUUCUCCAUGGCGGGCAUCACGGCCAGCACCGACUUCUGGGACCAGAACAUCCUGUCGCCAACCUUCAAGUCGGUUCUCAAGGGGAUCGGCGGCUCCUUCUUCGAGGACUCCAUCGAGCUGGAAUACGAGACACUCUGGACCCCCGGGCUCCGCUGCGAGUUCAAGCGGCGGAGGGGCUACGACCUGUUCCGCUAUCUGCCGGCCGUGGUGCAGGCCAAGCAGAAGAACGCGUACAAGUUUGCCGAUGAGGAGGUCACACGGGGUGUCAUCAACGACUUCUGGGACACGCUGGGCGAAAUGUACAUCGAGAACCACGCCGACCACAUGAUGUCGUGGUCCAAGUCCCUCGGGAUGAAGUUCCGCGCCCAGGUCUACGGCCUACCCACUGAUGCCAUGUCCGCGUCGGCGGCGAUCUCGAUUCCCGAGGGCGAGAGCCUGGGCUUCAAGAACAUGGGGGAUUACCGCUCGCUGGCCGGGGCGGCGAACAUGAUGGGUCUGAACCUGAUCUCCAACGAGGCGUGCGCCUUCGCCGGGGCGGCAUAUUCCGUCACCUGGGAACUUGUGCUCAAGACUUUGAACCCCAUCUUCACCAGCGGCAACAACCAUCAGGUACUUCACGGCUUCUCCUACCUAAACGCCGAGACCGCGAAAUGGCCCGGCAACGCGGCAUUCACUCCGUACAACGGCAACAUGGGCUACUCGGAAUCCUGGGGCCCCCGGAUCCCGCUGUGGAACCAUGCCACCGACAUCACGGGUUAUAUCUCGAGGAUGCAGUAUAUCCUGCAGCGGGGAAUCCCGCAGCAUGAUGUCGCCUUUUUCGAGCAAAAGGGCUAUAUCGGGGCCGGAUAUAACAGCCCCUGGUUUGCAGACUCGGGAACCAUGCUGGGAUGGAGUCUGAAUAUCAUUGGACCGUCGCUUCUCGACCUACCCAGCGCCACUGUCCGCGACAAGCGACUUGCCCCUGAUGGUCCCGCAUACAAGCUCCUGGCCUUCGAGGGCGAUGCUUUCGCAAAUAAGCUUCCGGUUGCCAAGCUUGCCUCGGCCAAGAAGAUACUGGAAUUUGCCAAAGCAGGUCUCCCUAUCCUCAUUGUCGGCGAUUGGUCGACAGUGACCGCAUUCGGGUACGGCGAAUCCGCCCUCAAUUCCGAGAUAACUUCCAUCUUCGCCGAGAUCCUCAGUCUCCCCAACGUCGUCAACGUCGCGAGCCGCGACGAUAUUGGCGAAGGGGUGGUGAAGACGGGGGUCUUGCCCGAGGUCCAGUACAACUCGUCGCAGCUCAUCAGCUACCACCGCGUCGACGGCGACCUAGACUACUUCCUCCUUGUAGCGGCAUCCCCAGCAACCUACGCUGUCAGCACCAAGACAAAGGUCUAUGCCGUCGAUACCGACGUUAUCCUCCCGCGGAGAAACGCCAACGGAGUGCCGUUCCUCAUGGAUCUCUGGACAGGAGAUGUGACGCCGAUCGCUCAGUACGAGGAGCUUUCCGACAGCCAGAUCAAGGUGCACAUCAACCUCGAGGCAUACCAAGGAAUGAUGAUCACGAUCGCGCCCCUGGAGAAAGCCCCGGUGCACGCGGUGACGACCACAGCCCAGCUAGUCGGCCGCGACGCACACGGCCUGUACGUCCGCUCCAACGUCUCCGGGACGUACACCUCGAAGCUCAGCACCGGCAAGACCAUCAAGUCGACCAUCGGCAUAAUCCCGCCGCGCGUCGAGCUUCGCAACUGGACGCUGACGGUGGACGACUGGCGGCCGACCGACGACGUCUACUCAACCGAGACGGUCCACGUCCACCACGAGCUGCACCUCGACACCCUCGAGCCGUGGACCAGCUAUCCCGAGCUCGAGGACACAUCGGGCGUCGGCACCUACGCGACGGCGUUCGACCUCGGCGCCGACUGGCCCGCCGACGCGGGCGCUGUCCUCGGCAUCCCGACCUUCACGGGCUCGUUCCGGCUGGGCGCCGAGUUCGACGUCGGGCAGUGGCUUAAGAAGGGGCGCAACGAGAUCGAGAUCGAGGUCGCGACGCCGCUGCUUAACAGGCUGCGGGUCGUGGACCCGAGUGUUUAUGGGCCGGCGGCGAGGCAGGCGUACGGGCUGGUGGGGCCGGUUGUGGUGAUGCCGUAUCGGCAGGUGAGGGUUUGCCGGGAGAGGUGA